Messenger RNA from Biomphalaria glabrata, 4136 nucleotides. RefSeq lists its product as uncharacterized. The record is from RefSeq and is a predicted model, not a curated record. The coding region runs from base 441 to 1775 and encodes 444 amino acids. Lineage: Eukaryota; Metazoa; Mollusca; Gastropoda; Planorbidae. The transcript is spliced from 3 exons.
UUUAUUGGUGUGGAGUGCGUGUUGUUUCAAGACGGCGACUGAGGUAUUCUUCAUGCGUCACAAGGUAACAUCUGUUUGCAUUGGCUACCCCCGCAAAUUCACCUCCCAUCUCCGAGCUUUACCCCUAUUUUUUUUUUACCAGUAGCAACAGCAGGCGUCUCAGUCAUCAGUUGCCAGAUCGCAGCCCGCUCUUUCUGGAAUAUAUUACCUGGCGUUUUCUACUAGUAUUUUUUUUCUUUAAUCCUUCGCCUGCUACGUAUUCUUCCUUAGUGACAUCAGCCCUAAGCGUGGCACGUUGAAUGACAUCAGCAAAUACUUUAGACAUGACGACGAUUCUAUGUUAGUGUGUCUGCAUGUCAGGCACUGUCUAGCCAGGGAAUGCUAGGCUGUGAGAUAUCAUGGAUAUAAACAUCUGAAGUUUUAAUUUGAAUUUUAUUAGAAUGCAACCAUCAAGAACGCCAACUCUUGAUCAAAUGGGAGGCUCGGAGCAGUCCGAAAUCGACGACAACGGACAAGGCCCCCACAUCGUCAGUGCCCCUCUAGACCUCAGCUUAACACAGCCGUACGAUAUGGCUAGCACACGUCAUGGCUGGUCCUUGACAGCGGCUGUGACAUCUCCUCCAAACAGCAGCAACAACUUUACUUCGCCCAUACAUUCGAGACACAACUUGCCUCCCUUAGCCCUACAUUCGGAGACUAUAUCUUCAAACAUCUCGACAGCCCAAAACAUAAGCAACCAGUCACCAGAAAGCCAAACACACGAGGUAACACACGAGGUAACUGAGCAGCCUGUAAACAGUGGAAACCCUGAGGACUUUCAAAAUGGUGUUCAGAAUUCCGGAAGUAAACCAGAAAGCAACAAAGACAUUGAUGAUAAAGGUUUUUAUCAAGAAUAUGAUGAAAACAUGAACAUAAUUAGUUUCUUGAAUAACAACGCUUCUUGCACGCCUGAGUAUCAGCAAGAUCAGAAUGAAAUCUUCCAAGAUAGAGAUCUAUCUCAAAUACAUUUUGACAGAUGUUUAACUCUCCAGCGUUCAAGUGAUUGUUUUGAUGAUACAUGCAUUGGCACGUCGAAAAUACUGAUAGGAUGUGAAUCACCAAAAGUUGUCACCUCAUCAAGUCAUUGUGAUCAUGUUUUUGUUACGUGGCAGCAAAAUCAUAGAGAUGUCUCAAAUUUUACAUUCAGCUGCUUAGCCCCUCCCAUAUGGACAUCUUUAGCACUGAGGGACAAUGUUUCAAUGGUUACGAGUAUGGUCAACCCUGUGCCUCGAGUGCCGGUGAUAAGAAAUGGUAUUACGAUAAACCCUGACAAUAUGUUUGAGCCUAUCAGAGAUCGCAGUAGCGAGGAUCUGCGCGGGAGCUCCAGGUGUAGGUCUCGUAGUUCUGAAGAUGCCUUCUCUUUUGAGUCGCGGCGGACGAGCGUGGACCUAUCUACCAGAAGCAGCGCGCUGGACUAUUGCGACGAGUGCCGCCUCUUAGACGCGAGUGAUGAGGACGAACUUGUGGAUGUUGGCCUUUGCCCCGCUUGCCACUACAGAUACUCUCCAAUGCUGAGCGACUUGGAGAGCUUUCUCGCCAUGCUGCCUUCGUUUGGUGAUCGUAUGGACUCUCCUCUCAUAGAAGAUCUGAUGCAGCAUCAAGACUAUAUGGGCGGAGAAGGACAAAGAGAGACAAUCAGACCUAGUAACCCAGUAGCUGAGUCGCUCAGACACGGAGGUAGUGAGCAUUUUCUGCCUCUAGACAUAGACUAUGUACUUCAAGACGCAGUACUGUAAGUCACGAGAUAGAUUCAACAUAAGCCUGCCAGUGUACGAAAACCACUUAUCUUUGAAGCCAAACUAAUCAAGUCAGUAUUAUAAAUAAUCAGCAGGGAAAAAAAACCCAUCAGCCUAUGAAGCUAGAAACUGUUACUGAUCUGCUUGUUCAAGACUUGCACUGCCAACAAAUACAUCUCUUAGGUUACAUGAUGCCAGCAUUAAUAUAUAGGCCUAAUCAAUGAUUACUGUGCAAUAAUUGAAGUCUGAAACUAGGAGAUACACGAUUUAUAUUAAAUUACAAUUUUUUUUUUUUAAUUUAAAAGCAAAACAAGAAAAUAUAUUGUUCUUUUCAGUUUAGUAGAGACAUUAGCACAGAAGUGCAAAGGCAUUUUUCAUGAAAUGAAGACUAUUGUAGCCAUGAUUACAGUCUAACCACUUGAAAUGUCUUCUUGAUUUUGUUGCAGACCCCUCUUAAUUUAAUAAAAAAAAACUGCUAACUAUAUCUUUUACUUAAUCAAUACUCAAAUAUAAAUAUAACAGUUAAAUGAAUUGUUUGUUUGUUUUACAUGUUUUGGAUGUUCCUUCAGAUUCUGAAAAUAAUUACAUCCUACUUUAACCUCCAGCAGCGGUGAGGGCUCAAACCUGGGACCUUCGAGAACCCCGAACAAAAGCCCAGAGCACAUACCACACGACAACGUAGGUUAAAGGUUUUCAUAUUAUCUUAUUACAAUCCAACAUGAAGCAAGGAACAAUUUUUUUUUAUGUUGAUCUUGUAAAUGAUAUUAGAUUUCAAAUUGAGAUUCUAAUGUUUUCUUCAGUUGUGUUUUUUUUUUUUUUUAUUGUCCUUCAAGUUUUAAAAUGUUCUUUUCAUAUACAAAUGUCUUUGACUUGUUCAAGUUUGGUAAAUUUUAUCCACAUUUGAAUUAUUUCAAGUUGUAGUGUUCAAAGUUCCAAGCUCUCCAGAAUGAACUGUAGUUUGGAAGAAAAUUGCAAUACACACAUCAGAAUAUUAAAGUUAGUUUUAUUGCAUAUGUUUAGUUCACACUAAGUUUAGUUCACACUAUGUACUGUGAAUAUAAACUAACAAAGUUAUAUUCUACUUUAAAAAAAAAUAACAAUAACUCAAAAGUAUCAGAUUUCUCUAUUUGCCUUUUAAGAGAAAUAAUAGGUUCCUGUUAAGUAGGCCUAAGUUACACUAACAAUGCAGAGCUGUUAAGUUUUAACUUUACUUUGAGAUGUUAAUGACAAAGGGAGCAAAACAAAUAUGAUGUAAAAGAUAUGAUCAAGCUGAUCUAACCUGCACACUUGUGCAUAUAAUUGUUUUGUUCCUUGGCUAUUAUGUCUGUCUGUCUUGUCUAAAUACUCCUCAAUAUGAAAUUCUUUUCUAGUAAACUUUUCUUCAGUUUUAAGACAUUUAAGUAUUUAAAUGUGAUGUACAUCUGUGAAAUAAUAUAUUAAUUUUUGGAUCUAGAUUUUGUCAAAAGAAAAUGAUCUCUCAGGUUCAUGGUCAGGUUGUGUGAAGUAAACACUAAAAAGGUCAAGGGUUAAUUUUUGAUAAAAUAUAGAUCUGGGUCUAGAAACUUUUAAAGUAAGGCAGAAUGGUCUAAAAUAAUUAGAAACCAAAAGCAAAUUAUCUUUAAUCUUGCAUUUUGAAAGUUGUAAAGUUGACCUAAAUCUAAUUUGUAAUUUGAGAGUCUUGGACAAUCAAAAGUUGUUACUAUUUUUAACACCUGUAUACUUAGCUACAACCUAACACAUGGCAUGAAUGUUUGUUGUUUGUCAAAGAAGAAAAUUAAAUGUUAAGCCUCUUAUUAUGUAAUAUGCAAUGUUCACAAUACCAAUGUUAUCAUCCAUCAUGUUUUAGUGUCCCAGUGCUAUUAGAGUGAACGUUUCUAAACGUACAGUUUGCGUUUUUUUAAGCUGUGAUUAGAAUGAAUGACCACUGUAUUCUUGACUUGAUUAACCACUGUCUCAUUUACAUUAUUUAUAGAAUGCAAUAUACUAUGUUUAACAGUAUUAUGAUGAAAAAAAAUGUUGAAAUUAUGUGCAAUGUGAAUGAAUUGGAGUUAUAUCUCUGUGUUAUACUGCCCAGCCUUUGUACACACGAAAACCUACCAAGUAUUUUUUUUUUUUGACCCUAGUUUGUCUAGGACUUCAUCUCAAUGAACGAAUCCUAAUUGUCUUUCAAUUGUAAAACAAUUUUUCUUUUACAUUGUUCAAGUAUAUCUAUCUAUCUAAAGUGGGACUGAUGUUCUAUAAUCAUAUUGUACAGCUGCAGCUGAUUUAUGAUGUCAAUGUCUGUGCAACUAACUAGUUAGAGAUGGUGUGAUCAUGGUUAAUGGUUGCUUCUGACAUAAUUAAAAUCAUUUUUAUAUUUCA